AAAAAAAACCCUCUUCGUUACUCCGCUCCCUUAUCUCUCCCUUUUCUCUGUCUCCAUAGAAUCUCUUGGAAAAAAAUCAAUAAAAGGAAGCGUUCGUCUCUCUCUUUCUGGUGUGAUUUGAUGGGCGCUCAGAUCUGAGGUCCCCGUCGGCGGUCUCCAUCACCCGAGGCCCUUUGAGUGUAGAUUGCACCGAGGGAGAGAGUAGUGGAUUCUAUUUUGUUCGGUUGCUCAGGCCGUUGCAUUGGAAUCGAUGAGCCUAAGUUGCGUGCUUGAGGGGAGACAGAUGAUGGGAUGGUGACUUUGUUAGUCCCUUUCCAAGUGGUAGUUUUCUGGGUAGUUUUCUCUCUUCCGUGGAGGGUAAGUGAAGCGGGUUUUUUGAUGCUGGGUCUCAGUUCCAUCUAAUUCCAACUGCCAAAGGAGAAAAGUCCUAUUGAAAAGAAGCUAGCUUUGAGUGGUAUAAGAGGUCGUGACUGGGGUGUUUGCCGAUCUAUAGUGUGGACCCAGUGUUAUAGAGAAAAAAGAAGUGGAAUUGAACUCUGCUUUGCUGUUAGGUUUACUUUUCUGGAUUUUAUUCAAGUCACAGGGGAGGGAGAGGGUGCCAGGGCUUUGUAUUUAAGGGAGCGAGGGUUUGCAUAGAUAGAUGUCGUGGGGGAUGCAGAGGCGGGGCUCGUUGAGAUGAGGGAUGUCAGAGGCGUGGAUGAACUUCGUGAGGGCCUGCUGGGGGCCGUCGUCGGCUCAGUACAUCCACUCAGGCUCUGAUGCAGUCGGCCGGCAAGAUGGGUUGCUCUGGUACAAGGACAGUGGCCAGCACACAACUGGGGAGUUCUCCAUGGCUGUUGUCCAGGCAAACAACUUGCUUGAGGACCAGAGCCAGAUUGAGUCAGGUCCACUCAGCUCACUUGAGUCAGGGCCAUACGGGACCUUCGUCGGGAUCUAUGAUGGGCAUGGUGGCCCGGAGACAUCCCGAUAUAUCAAUGAUCAUCUCUUCCACCAUGUCAAAAGAUUUGCAUCUGAGCAACAGUCAAUGUCAGCUGAAGUUCUAAGGAAGGCAUUCCAAGCUACAGAAGAAGGGUUCUUUUCUCUGGUCACUAAACAGUGGCUUAUGAAACCUCAGAUUGCAGCUGUUGGCUCUUGCUGCCUGGUUGGUGUGAUCUGCGGCGGAACCCUUUAUGUUGCUAAUGUUGGAGAUUCCCGUGUUGUUUUAGGGAGGCUUGUCAAGGCAACUGGUGAGGUUCUUGCAAUGCAGUUAUCAAUGGAGCACAAUGUGGGCAUCGAGUCUGUUAGACAAGAAUUAUAUUCAUUGCAUCCAGAUGAUUCACAGAUUGUAGUUUUGAAACAUAAUGUUUGGCGUGUGAAGGGCCUUAUCCAGGUCUCUAGGUCGAUUGGAGACAUAUACCUAAAAAAGCCAGAGUAUAACAGGGAGCCUUUGUAUGUGAAGUUUCGUCUUCGAGAACCUUUCAAAAGGCCAAUACUUAGUUCUGAACCUUCAAUUUUGGUGCAACCUCUGCAACUACAAGAUCAGUUUCUUAUAUUUGCCUCUGAUGGACUUUGGGAGCACAUCAGCAAUCAGGAAGCAGUCGACAUUGUUCAAAAUCAUCCCCGCAGUGGAAGUGCUCGGAGGCUGGUGAAGGCUGCGCUGCAAGAAGCAGCCAAGAAAAGAGAGAUGAGGUACUCUGAUCUCAAGAAGAUUGAUCGUGGGGUGCGUCGGCAUUUCCAUGAUGACAUCACUGUCGUAGUUGUGUACCUCGAUUCAAAUCUUGUAAGCAGGGCCACCUCAAACAAAGGUCCCACUCUCUCUGUCAGAGGGGGUGGCAUCACCCUACCUGCAAACUCUCUUGCACCUUGCAUGACUCCCACGGAACUCAGUAACUCUUGACAAGGCCAGCUCAACUGUUCUACCAUCCUAUAUAUGAAACCGAACACUUGAUCUUAGUCUAAUGAUAGGAUCUGAAAAAUGGGAGGUGAAGCAGCUCAUGUACUUGUUUACUCUGCAUAAACUAUAAAAUUGUGCUGCAAAGAAUCAGUUCCCUUUGUGUUAUGUUUAUAAAAUAGGGGAACUACUUCUAGUUUCUAAAUAGCAGGAAAGGAACUUAAAGGUGAAAAUUAAAUUAUUUGGUAGUAUUUUUCAUUUCUUCCCAUCACUGUUUUAAUCUGCAUUCCUCUUUCUAAAGAGCUGUGUUUCUG
Messenger RNA from Elaeis guineensis (African oil palm), 2184 nucleotides. Its product is annotated as probable protein phosphatase 2C 60. Gene Ontology annotation, biological process: protein dephosphorylation. Gene Ontology annotation, molecular function: protein serine/threonine phosphatase activity; cation binding. The record is from RefSeq and is a predicted model, not a curated record. Lineage: Eukaryota; Viridiplantae; Streptophyta; Magnoliopsida; Arecales; Arecaceae.